AUGGGCAUCUCAUUUUCUACCCUGGCCGGAUGGGUCGCCAUCAUCUGCGUUGCCGGCUUCUACACCUACAACUACAAAGAGCAGCAGAAGAAGCGUGAGCUUGCUCGCAAGCCCUCGCAGCGACACAAGUUGGAGGAGAAGCCGCAAGAGACACGCAAGGAACCCAAAGAGAAGGCUAAGAAGCAGCGAACAGAAACACCAAGCAAAAUCGUCGAGGAGCCAGAGAAGGUACAGAAGCCCAAGCAAAAGGCAGCCAAGGCCAAGGCCAAGGCUGCCCCCGCCCCCAAAGCUGCACCUAAGGCUGCUCCCAAGGCCGCCCCUGUGCCCACCACCACCAAGCCCGCAAGCUACAGCUCGGAUGAGGAUGAUGGUAUCGACAACCGCGAGUUCGCCCGCCAGUUCGCCAACAUCAAGCAGGGCACCGUCCUCAGCACGAAGAAGCAGGACGAGAAGCGUCAGAAGUCGGUGAAGCAGUCCCGUGCCCUCGAGCGUGAGGUCCAGGCCGAGCCUCAACAGGCUGCCCCCAAGGGUGUUUCUGCCCCCUCUUCUACUACCGGCGUCGAUGCCGAUGACGACGAGUCCUCGGUCGCCUCCCCGGAGGUCAAGGCCCAGGACGCCGGUGACGUCAGCGAUAUGCUCGAACCCACGACCUCGGGCCCUUCGGUCCUCCGCCUUACCGAUACCGAUAAGGUAAAGCAGAAGAAGGCAAAGAAGGAGAAGCCUCUGGAGAAGGUCGAAACCAAGAAGCAACGCCAGAACCGCAAGAAGGCCGAGGCCGAGAAGGCUGCCCGCGAAGAGGCUGAGAAGGCCCGCCAGGUGCUGCUCGAGAAGCAGAGGAGGGAGGCCCGCAUCGCCGAAGGCCGUGCUGCCAAGGAUGGCUCUGCCUUCAUGGCCGCUCAGGCUGCCAAGUCAUCUGCUUGGACUGGCAAUGGCGCGAACGGUAGCUCCCACAGCGAUAGCGGUGCCGAGAACAACGGGUUCGUCUCUGUUGAGCCCUUGGACACCUUCAGCAGCAGCACUCCCGCUGCCGCCCAGCCGGCCAAGGCCCCUGCUCCCGAGGCCAAGAAGCCUCAGACCUGGAUGUCGUCUCUGCCCACUGAGGAGGAGCAGAUGCAGCUCCUCCGUGACGAGGAGGCCUGGAAUACCGUCCAGACCAAGAAGUCCAAGUCCAAGAAGAACAAGGCCUCCGCCACCGAUAGUGCCAAUGAGUCCGAGUCCGCGGCGGCCAAGCCUCAAGAGGCUUCUACCCCGGUUGCCACCAAGCCUCAGGCUGUUAACGGCAACAAGUCGUCCAAGAUCGUCUACCAGCAACAAACGUUUGGCUUUUCUGAAGAACCACGUGGGCUGGGCGAGGAGUCUUAUGUAUGUAUAUUAACAUUGUCUACUCACGGCGGUAUGGUGGGCACGGUUUUCGUGUCGAGCUUCGGUCCUUUUCAUCACCGAGGUACGGCCUACGUAAACCGAGCAACCUAA
Neurospora tetraspora is the source of this 1473-nucleotide messenger RNA. RefSeq lists its product as uncharacterized. NCBI's taxonomy places the organism in Eukaryota, Fungi, Ascomycota, Sordariomycetes, Sordariales, Sordariaceae. The record is from RefSeq and is a predicted model, not a curated record. The transcript is spliced from 4 exons. The coding region runs from base 1 to 1473 and encodes 490 amino acids.